AUGACAUGGAUUUCGGACCAGCAAACCGCCGAGAAAAAGAAGAAGAGAUGGAGCAAGAAGCAGCUUCGCGCUAGCCAAGGGCUCCUGACCCAGCAGGCUAAGACGAACAUCUAUGCCUCCCAGAAGGGUAUGACCGGAUAUGGCGCCGUACGCCACGGGGCGGACAUCCGGGCGGACGAUCAGAUCAAGGAAGGAGAGGUCAUUUUGACUCAGCAGGCGGCAACUCACAUCUACGCCUCUCAGAAGGGCAUGAGGGGAUAUGGCUCAGUGCGACACGGGCCCGACAUUAGAGCCGACGACGCCAACGCUGAAGGGCAGGGUAUCCUCACCCAGCAGGCUGCAACUCACAUUUACGCCUCUCAGAAGGGUAUGACGGCACCGGGAGCCGUCCGCCACGGCGCCGACAUUCGCGCCGACGACAUCCGCCCGGAGAGCCACGCCAAACUGACGCAGAUCGCCGAGACUAAUAUUUACGACUCCCAGAAAGGCAUGACCAGCUACGGAGCCGUCCGACACGGUGCUGACAUCCGCGCUGACGACGAGAACAAGGACGGCCAAGUGUUCUUGACGCAGCAGGCGCAAACGAACAUCUACGACUCCCAGAAGGGCAUGACAUGCUUCGGCGCUGUCAGACACGGCAAGGAUAUCGCCGUUAAGGAGCUGUACGAAGAGGGUGACGACGAUGAAUAUCUUACCGACCCCGACGAGCCGGCGCCGGCCCCUAAGUCGAAGCGCGAUGCGGCUCAGGCGAAGACGGGGGAGGAGUAG
Dreissena polymorpha is the source of this 768-nucleotide messenger RNA. Its product is annotated as protein unc-87-like. NCBI's taxonomy places the organism in Eukaryota, Metazoa, Mollusca, Bivalvia, Myida, Dreissenidae. The record is from RefSeq and is a predicted model, not a curated record. The coding region runs from base 1 to 768 and encodes 255 amino acids. The transcript has 2 exons.